Messenger RNA from Cucurbita maxima (winter squash), 711 nucleotides. Its product is annotated as sm-like protein LSM3A. The record is from RefSeq and is a predicted model, not a curated record. Gene Ontology annotation, cellular component: U4/U6 x U5 tri-snRNP complex; Lsm1-7-Pat1 complex; precatalytic spliceosome. NCBI's taxonomy places the organism in Eukaryota, Viridiplantae, Streptophyta, Magnoliopsida, Cucurbitales, Cucurbitaceae. The transcript has 3 exons. Bases 83 to 376 code for a protein of 97 amino acids. Gene Ontology annotation, molecular function: RNA binding. Gene Ontology annotation, biological process: mRNA splicing, via spliceosome; P-body assembly.
UAGGGGUGGACCGGUGACUGGGAAUCGGAAUUAUAAACCUCAGUAUUUGGUUCGUGAAUUUCAGAGCUUCGAGAGAUCGAAAAUGGCGACCGAGGAAGAAAGCACUGUCAAGGAGCCGUUGGAUCUCAUUAGGUUGAGUCUUGACGAGCGCAUUUACGUCAAGCUUCGCUCUGACCGCGAACUCCGUGGGAAGCUCCAUGCUUAUGAUCAGCAUCUAAAUAUGAUUCUUGGUGAUGUUGAAGAAAUUGUCACCACAGUUGAAAUUGAUGAUGAGACUUAUGAAGAGAUAGUUCGGACAUCCAGGCGUACUGUCCCGUUUCUUUUCGUUAGAGGAGAUGGUGUCAUAUUGGUUUCUCCUCCGCUGAGGACUGUUUAAGUUUUGCAUUGGAAGUUCGCUUGUGUUCAUCCUUAAUGGGGAAGUUCUUAUUCAUCUCUCUACUUGAUUUACUGAAGCUGAAAAGUUUGAAGAUCCGAAAUUCUCAGAAAUAUCAAGUACUUGACCUCGUUUAUAGACUAGCUCCUUCAUUAGUUGAUAUGCAUGUUGAAUUUUGUUAUGUUAGAACAGACAACUUGUUAGUUGCUUUUGAUAUAUUUGAGUCUUUAACCGUAGUUUUUGAUAUUGUCAUUGGCUGCAUUAUUUAAAUGGCUUUAGGUUUUACAUGUAAGGCCAAGUAAGGCAACUCGACAUUAUGCAUCUAAGCCAGAGUUGUA